UUCAAUCAUGUAGUAAAAAGUAUAUGUGUGUAUCUUGAGCUUGCAAGCACAAUACACAUAUGAGCUCUGUAUGACUGGAUGGAUAUCCUUCCAAAUACAGUUCUCUGUAGUAUUCUUUCACUUACACUUUUCAAUACUUCCUUCCUUAUUUUCCAAUUAAAAUUCUCCACUGCUCUUGACACCAUUGCUGCAUCACAAUCUCUAAGUGAUGGCAAGACCUUGGUUUCUAGAGAAGGAAGCUUUGAACUGGGUUUCUUUAGCCCUGGAAUUUCUAAGAAUCGUUACUUAGGAAUUUGGUACAAAAAUAUCCCAGUUAGAACAGUUCUCUGGGUUGCAAACCGGCGGAAUCCAAUUGAAGAUUCCUCUGGCUUGUUGACCAUAGACAAUACUGCCAAUCUUUUGCUUGUUAGCAACCGCAACGUUGUUGUUUGGUCAUCAAACUCAACAAUAGUAGCCAAGAGUCCAAUAGUACUGCAGCUCCUGGAUUCUGGUAAUCUUGUCUUAAGAGAUGAAAAAAGUGACUCUGGAAGAUACCUGUGGCAAAGUUUUGAUCAUCCAUCUGAUACACUGAUUCCAGGAAUGAAGCUUGGCUGGGAUUUAAGGACCGGACUUGAAAGGCGCCUAUCAUCCUGGAGGAGCUCAGAUGAUCCAUCUCCCGGAGACUUAACAUGGGGGAUUAAACUACAAAAUAACCCUGAGACAAUUAUCUGGAGAGGAUCACAACAGUACUUCAGGAGUGGCCCCUGGACAGGCAUUGCAUUCACAGGUGCUCCAGAACUAGUCCGAAACCCAGUUUUUAAGUUAAAUUUUGUCUCAAGUAAGGAUGAAGUAUAUUUAUCCUACAACCUCAAAAAUAUAUCAGCAUUCUCCAGGAUAGUUGUAAAUCAGACUACCAAUUAUCGUGAAGCCUACACAUGGAAUGAAGCAACCCAAACUUGGGUCCUCUAUGCUUCUGUGCCAAGAGACUCGUGCGAUAAUUAUGCCUCUUGUGGUGCCAAUGGAAAUUGCAUCAUUAAUGACUUGCCAAUUUGUCGAUGUUUAAAAAAAUUCAAGCCUAAAUCACCAGAGAAAUGGAACUUAAUGGAUUGGUCUGAUGGGUGCGUGCGCAAUAAACCAUUGAACUGCCAGAAGGGAGAUGGAUUCGUGAAAUAUCUGGGGCUGAAAUGGCCUGAUGCUACUCAUUCUUGGCUAAACAAGAGUAUGAAUCUCAAUGAAUGCAGAGCUAAAUGUUUACAGAACUGUUCCUGUAUGGCAUACAGUAAUUCAGAUGUUAGAGGAGGCGGCAGUGGCUGCAUAAUUUGGUAUGGUGGCCUGAUAGAUAUUAGACAGUUUCCAGCUGGAGGUCAGGAACUAUACAUUCGCAUGAAUCCUUCAGAAUCAGAUGCAAAAGCUGAGCCUACCGUAAAGAUUGCGGUGAUAGUUUCAAUAGUCAUUGCCAUGGUCUCCGGGCUGCUUGUGUUCUGUUAUUGCAUUUGCAAACGAAAGGAAAAGUGCAGAGAAAUGGACCAGCAAAAUGAUCAGAUCACUGAUGGAGAGAAUGAAGACUUGGAGCUACCCCAAUUUGAGUUCGCUAAAAUAGUCAAUGCAACCAACAACUUUUCAAUAGAAAACAAAUUAGGCCAGGGAGGUUUUGGACCUGUCUACAAGGGUACACUAGAAGAUGGACAAGAAAUUGCUGUGAAGAGGUUAUCAAUGAGCUCCGGACAAGGUUUAAAAGAGUUCAAAAAUGAAGUUAUACUGAUUAACAAGCUACAGCACCGAAAUCUUGUAAAGCUUCUUGGAUGUAGCAUUCAAAGAGAGGAAAGACUUCUGGUGUAUGAAUAUAUGCCCAACAAAAGCCUGGACUCUUUCCUUUUUGUUCAGACAAAAAGUAAACUGUUAGACUGGUCUAAGCGGUUCAACAUUAUCUGCGGGAUCGCCAGGGGGCUUCUGUAUCUUCAUCAAGAUUCUAGAUUGAGGAUUAUACAUAGAGAUCUGAAAUCAAGUAACGUUUUACUUGACAAGGACAUGAACCCAAAAAUUUCUGAUUUCGGUUUGGCUAGAACUUUCGGAGGAGAUCAGACUGAAGGAAACACAAGUAGAGUAGUUGGUACCUAUGGUUAUAUGGCACCAGAAUAUGCUACUGAUGGACUCUUCUCAGUGAAAUCUGAUGUCUUUAGCUUUGGUAUCAUGUUGCUAGAGAUAGUAACCGGAAAGAAAAGUAGAGGGUUUUACCAUCCAGAUAAUACCCUAAGCCUCAUAGGAUAUGCAUGGAGAUUGUGGAAAGAAGGCAAACCAUUAGAAUUGGUUGAUGGAUUGGCCGAAGAGUCAUGGAAUCUAUCAGAAGUCAUGAAAUGUAUCCACAUAAGCCUGUUAUGUGUUCAACAAUACCCUGAGGAUAGACCAAGCAUGGCUUCAGUGGUUUUGAUGUUAGGUGGAGAGAGGACAUUGCCGAAGCCAAAAGAACCAGGCUUCUUUAAGGAUAGAGGUCCUGUUGAAGCAUAUUCUUCAUCCAGCAAGGUGGAAUCAUCUUCAACCAAUGAAAUUUCAAUCUCAGUCUUGGAACCUCGGUAGUGACUUUGUAAUUUUUCCUUCUAGACUUGGUAUUAAACGAUGUUUCAAUCACUGUCCAUACUGGAUUGUCAGCUGCAGUAGUUCUAGUUUGGAUUUGUGGCUGGAAUGGGUCUGCUCUAUAUCGUGUUUUUGACAUUACUACUGGUUGUAAGUUAUAGAAAAUAUAUACUGCCAUUACUUCUCUUA
Molecule: messenger RNA, 2739 nt
Organism: Populus nigra (black poplar)
Lineage: Eukaryota; Viridiplantae; Streptophyta; Magnoliopsida; Malpighiales; Salicaceae
Product: G-type lectin S-receptor-like serine/threonine-protein kinase At4g27290
Exons: 7
Coding region: 79-2553 (824 amino acids)
Biological process (GO): recognition of pollen; protein phosphorylation
Molecular function (GO): protein serine/threonine kinase activity; ATP binding
Source: RefSeq, a predicted model, not a curated record